GUAGCACACACACACACGAUUGGGAUGUGCAGUGUGUCACUAAGUCCUUGUAAAAUCGGCCUUGGACACUAGGAAUGGAGGAAACUGUUUAUUGGAUAGUGAAAAGAAAGAAGAUCCUUCUUGAUUGCUGUAGUACUCUUAAACAAGAGAGCAAUGGAAUCUCUUCAGAGGGUAAGACAAAAGAUGCCUGCUACUAGCUUGCCCUUCCAUCAAAAUGGUGGAUAAAGGCAUUCUCGUGUGAACGAUUGCUCCAGCUUCGGCGGUUAUUUGCCAGCCUGAAAUUGAUCAUCUUCCACGUACUGCUUUGAUUGAUGUUGGAGGUGGAUAGAAGGUAUCUUCCUUUACCUAGUUUUGUUUAAGUCAAGGAUCUUCUAUCUUGGCUGAAAUGUGAAGUCCUCAAAAGGAAUAUCUUGUUGCAAUUUUUUUUUAUAUUGGAGUACAUUUCAAGUCACCAGAGAGGGCCAAUAAGAGUAUGAGAAGAACCAGAACUAGUUUGCUAGACUCUGAAGUGGAGAUUUUUAAGCCUGUCACUGGUCUGAAAUGGAAAUAGCUACACCUUAGGUAACCCUGCCUUCCAACUACUUCAGCAAACCAGUGGAAAGAAAGGGUGAGGAGAGACUUGAACGAUCAGCUUCCAAAAUGACUGAAUGGUUCAGAACAAGGCAAUCAGCCCGCUGCGUGAAUCUGUUUUACUCAACGAAUCCAAACUUCUUCAUUAAAUUGCUGACCCUUCUCCUAUUAUAUAAACAUGUUUAUUCCCACUGCAAGAUUUCGCGCUGUAAUUCUGAAUUUAUAGAUGCCACAGCAAACUUGCAUGGUCUUGAAAGGAACACUGCCUACUGUAAUGCCUUGAGCUCCUACUCUAGCUGCACCCGGAGGACAGCCCUCACUUGCCGUGGGGACCUGGCAUAUCAUGCAGCUGUUUAUGUCAUUGAAGAUCUCAUAAUUCAGAACAACUGUUCCAAGGAAGAGCCAACAGCAUUGCCAAGACCUCCAGCACUGGCACCCAACAAACAUGAUUUUCCAUCCAUAGAUACCUGUGACUAUGAGAAGAGUUUUAUCCGUAAACAUGGCCGUCCCCCCACAUACCACUACUGUGCUGUCUUUGGAAAACUUCAUGUCCGGACUUUCAGUGACGAAUUCUACACUUGCCAAGCUGAAGGCUCCUGGCCACUUCUGGACAACAAUAAUUUAUUUGUGCAGACCACUAAUUAUCCUAUUGUUAAAGGAUCAAACAUCACUGGGAUUGGCAAGCUUACCAUCAUAUUUAAGAACAUGAAAGAGUGCAUUGAGGAGAAAGUCUACCAAGCAGAAAUGGACAACCUGCCAGUAGCAUUCACAGAUGGUUCAGUGAAUGGUGGUGAGAAGCCUGGAGGGAAUAGCUUAACCAUUCAUGAACGUAUACCUGGACAGUACAUAACAAUCGAAGCAACGUACAUUGGUACCACCAUUGCUGUGCGCCAGGUAGGGAAGCACCUGAUCUUCUCCAUCCGGACAGCUAAGGAGGUAGCAUUCUCCUUCACAGAUGAACAGGACCUCCAGCUGUGUGUGUCAGGAUGCUUUUUCAGCCAGCGCAUGUCUAUAUAUGAGUACUGUCAUCCAAAAGGUAGCCUCACCAGAAAGAAAGCCAAUCUGCUAUGUAAGGAGAAGCUACCAGUUGAAGACUUCUACUUCCAGUCAUGCGUCUUUGAUGUGAUGACUUCAGGAGAUGUUAACUUUACUCAAGCAGCACAGAGGGCAUUGGAAGAUGCCAGAGUACUCCAUCCAGAUACCAAGAAAAUUCACAUUUUCCACACCGAUAGGACUUCUCAUCCUUGCAGCUCAUCCUUCCUUCUCUUAAUCUUUACAGUGGUACAACAGUAUAUUUGAAAGUUUCAGUGUUGACUAGCAUAUUUUGUAAGUCCAGGGUUGAUUUCUCAAUAUGGCUUUCUAAGUGCUGAUAGAUGAGCUACCCCAGCCUGUCUUGUAACCAGAGUUAGGUGUCCCCUCCAAGUUUUUGUGUGGAAAGGGGUGUUUGCUGAGAGUUCCUUUUCACCUGUCUUUCCUUACUACUUUCCCAAACUUAACCUGGCAAAGUAGGCAUGAUGGAAGAGAAUCAACAAGGAAAACUGUCUGACAUUGACCUUGUGAAUAUCCAGUAUAAACCUCAUUCUUAAGACCUGGAACAUUCCUGGAAGUUAGGAAUAUUUCUCACUUCUGUUAUGAAUAGGAUUUGUAGUUUUUAAUGCCUCUUAGUGCAAUUAAUCAAUAGGGCCUUGUACUAUUAUUCCCACAUAACCUAGUGACAGUUGUGAGCUGGAACUCUUUCCCUGAAUUUGAGUAUAUCCUUAGUUAAGAUCUUAAAUUACUGAUGACCAGUAAGAUGAAGGAAAUACUUUGGGAUUAAUUUGGGCACUCAGCUGCUUUUAAGUUUUUUUUUUUAAGCUUUAAUGGAAACUUGAGAGAGAUGACAACUAGUGCUAAAUAUUCUUUGGCACCUUAAAAUAUCUGGGCAGUGCACUGAAUGUUGUAAGCCAUCUUUUCGCCUUAGCAUUCUGUUUGCUGACCAUCUUUUCUGGUUUAUUUAAUCUCUUCUGAAAACUGGAAAUCUACAGCUAUCUACCAGAAAUAACACUGAGACUGCAUUGCCUCUUUCAUUAAGUUUUAGUUUGCAAAGUCAGUGUUUCUAGAAAACAACUUUGCUCUAAGUGUCUGUAAUGAUUUGUUUAUAACAGAAAGGAAAGUGGGAACUCCUCAAAAAAUGUAAAGGCUAUUCAGAUGCAAUCACUAUAAAUGCCUGAACUAUAAAUGCAGUCAGAAAAACAAUUUUUCUCUUUUACCCAAUACUUGUUUUUCUUUUUCAGACAAACUGCUGUUGUUUCUUCCCCUUGACAGCUCAGAAUGUAGAAUCUACGGAGUGAAAUUUGAACAGCAGCUCCGAAUAUAUACUUAAAUUAGGUUGGUUCUAUUAUUAAAGUCAGAGACCAGAUAGCAGUUUAAGAGCAUUGGAUGCGGAUUGAAAUGGGGUUUGCUUCCUAAUUGCUUUGUGUUUCUAAUACCUGUGAGCAAAGUGGCAGUGCAGAUUUUUACAUCAACUCUUUUGUGCUAGCAUUCACAUAUACAUAAGCUAAAGUAAAAGGACUGUCAUAUAAGAUCUGUACUGGUUUCCUUUUCAGAGCUCUGGUGUCCUUAUCUGAUGAACUUAAUCAAGAACAUAUCUUAAGCAUUAUAGUUUGUGGAUGCAAUCAAUUACAUGUUCUAUUGUUCAAAUCCCACAGGUUUCAAUAUAAUUUAUAUGGGUUGAGUAUCUGUCAAAAACCUGCCUUAAGCCUGCAGAAUGUUUACUCCAAAUCAGUCCUCAGAAUGUUGGUGAGGUGUUUAUACAGAAGUGUGAUGACUCAAACUAACAUACUCUGGUUGGAAAAAUGAUUCAGUGGUAUAAAUGAAAACAGUUUAAUAAAGUUAAGCAUGUUUUAGUUAUAUUGCUUAGCAGUUAUUCUUUUCCAUAAAGGGAAAACUGUACAUCCAUUGCACAGAAUUCACUAGGGCUUGCAAUGGCUUAGUACUGGUAAUCAGAAAAUGAUUGUUUUUCAGCAGAAAUUUAAUAGAGUUACCCUGUUAUUGAACUGGCAAAAACUUGCAAUAUUGGGAUAUUAUUUGAUUUUCAUACUGCUGCACUCACGUAAC
This is a messenger RNA of Python bivittatus (Burmese python), 3666 nucleotides long. RefSeq names its product hemojuvelin-like. Gene Ontology annotation, biological process: BMP signaling pathway. Gene Ontology annotation, cellular component: plasma membrane. Gene Ontology annotation, molecular function: coreceptor activity. The record is from RefSeq and is a predicted model, not a curated record. NCBI's taxonomy places the organism in Eukaryota, Metazoa, Chordata, Lepidosauria, Squamata, Pythonidae.